Molecule: messenger RNA, 995 nt
Organism: Kogia breviceps (pygmy sperm whale)
Lineage: Eukaryota; Metazoa; Chordata; Mammalia; Artiodactyla; Physeteridae
Gene: SRRD
Product: SRR1 domain containing
Biological process (GO): microtubule-based process
Cellular component (GO): cytoplasm; nucleus
Source: RefSeq, a predicted model, not a curated record
AUGGAGGCGGCGGCGGCGUUGGAAUCCUGGCAGGAGGCGUCUCGUCGGAGAAGGCGCUCGGCGGCGACGCGUCCGCGGCGUAGGGAGGCGGCGGCGGCGGCGGCCCGUGCCCCGGGAGCCCAGCCCGAGGUGGACGGCGGAGUCGUGCUUCGUCGCAUCCAGGAAGCCAGGGAGGACCUGCUUAUCUCUGAUUUCUGGAGUUCAGCACUAGAAACCAUCAACAGGUGUCUUAGGAAAUAUCUGGAACAGCUGAAGGCCCCUGUGGGGCCUCUUUCAGAAGCCCUUGGAAACGUGCAUCUCGACUCAUCACCAGGUGAGUCAGAUGUGGCCCCCGGCUCCGUCCCAGAAGAGACCCCAGUCACAGGAUCCUGCCGUUUGAAGUGUGUGUGUUACGGCGUUGGGAACUUCGCCACCUGCGUCAUAGCUAGAAACCAGCUCGCGUUUUUGCUUCUCUUUCUGGAAAAGUGCCAGAUCCCCAGAAGUCACUGCUGGGUGUAUGACCCUCUGUUUAGCCAGCUGGAAAUUGCGGUUCUUAGCACCCUUGGUGUGGCUGUUCUCCGUGAGAACGAGGAAGGAAAACGGAGUGUGCACGGCGAGCCCACCGUCUUUUACAUGCUCCACUGUGGGACGGCGCUCUACAACAACCUUCUAUGGAGGAACUGGUCCAUAGACGCCCUUUCCAAGAUGGUCAUCAUGGGGAACAGUUUCAGGGGACUCGAGGAAAGGUUAUUGACAAGGAUUCUGCAUAAACAUUAUCCAUAUGUUGCAAAGAUUUUGAAAGGACGGGAGGAGCUGGCGUUCCCUCAGACCUCACGGUACACGGAUGUAUUUAAUGAUACCUCCAUCCACUGGUUUCCUGUACAAAAGCUAACCCAACUCUCCACGGACACUUGGGCCUUUCGGGAAGAACCAGAUUACCAGGACUGUGAGGGUCUCGAGAUCAUCAGGAACAAGACAGAAGAUCCUUCAGCCGCUGACUUGAACCCGCUGUGAUG